UCAAGAUCGACCUUGCACAUCUCGGCCCCACAGCCGGUCCAGCGAUUUGCUUCUGACCGGGGCGCGGCAGACUUGGCCAGGAUCUUGGUGGCCAUGUCUUCGAUUGCAAGAGGGGUACUGGCCAGCUUUUGCUUGGUGGUAACUGCGGCGGAUAACGAUGAGAGGAAGCUGCAAGCAUAUGGUGGAUGCCCCAUGUGGGACAACACUUCCUUUUCAGAUGAACCUUCUCCCUUUGGCUGGCCUUUGUCACCGAAUGACUGGAGUUUUGCGGAAGAGGGUGAGUGGCCGCACCAUUAUUUGGCGUGUGGUGGUGUGCGCCAGUCCCCUGUGAACAUCCCACUCCACGGUGAUACCUGUGGCAUUAACAGGAUUGGGGAGCCGGAUGGUGCUUUGAAGGACGCGACUAGAUACAAGGUUGUAUCCUAUGCCAAGGUGGAAGCAAGUCACUACAUGCGGACUGUGAAAGUCAUGGAUGAUUUCGGAACCUUGACCCUGAAAGAUGAGUCAGGCAAUGACGUCGUAUACGAAGCAAUCUCAGCGCAACUCACUGCGCCGAGCAUGCACACAGUCGACGGAAAGCAUUAUGCUGCCGAGCUUCUUGUUCUGCACAAGCCCAUGGGUGCGCGCGACAUGCUUCAGGAAGGCGUGAUUUUGAGCGUUAUGUUUGAUGACACGAAUGGAACCGAGAGCCCGCUCUUCACGCACUUUGGCUUUGCUCCAGACAGCCAGGGACACUCUCCAAGCAAGACCUGGGCUGCCCCUCACUACAUUGACGUGGCUCAGGAGAUCAAGGAGGUCGUGAAGGGCCCUUCUUAUCAGUAUGAUGGAAGCCAACCGGUGCCACCGUGCCACGAGAAUAUCAAAUACCUGGUGCUCGGGAAUGCCAUUCCAGUUCUCCCUGCACAAGCACUUGCGUUGGAAGAAACCUUGAAAUGCUGGGCAGGUGGCAAGCUCAAGCGGCCCCCAGUCAAAGGAGAGUGCCGAGAAAUAAGAAAGGACACCACAACGCUGGGCGGCCCGCACUUUGCAGCCACUUGCGAGGCAGCAGAGGCUGCCGGAACCAGCUACCGGUUGGCAGCAUGCUGGGACCUGGGCCUUGCUGAGGAUGAAGCUGCGAGCUGUGUGAAGUCCCCGAUUGAUUUGAACCAAGAGAUGGCUUCGACCAAGGAGUCAACGAAGCCAACCUUCAACUUUGCGUCCAUUAAGCAUGCGAGGGUGGAGCCAAGCAAUUUCUCAUUGGACGUCAUCCCACUUGAGGUGGGGGCACCUGGCCCACUCCCGAACUUCGGUACGAUCAUGAUCCUUGGGAAGAAGUACAUGGUUCGCAAGGUUUCUGUCAGACCAUUGUCAUCGCACACCUAUGAAGGGAAGCGCCACGUUGGGGAGAUCAUUAUUGAAGCGUUGGUCUUUGGAGAUGAAAUCAGUACGCAAGCGGCGAUGAUCUUUGGACAGGCUGCAAAGGAGGGUCAUUCAAAUGGCCAUUCCAACAGCCACAGGCGGCUAAAGUAUGCCCAGAACAAAGACAACACUUACGGGGAUGAUGAACUGCACCGUGUUUUCAUCAGUGUGCCGAUCAAAUUCGGAGUGGAGAGUGCGCUUCUCCGACAGAUAGGUUUGCCUUUCCAAGCUUACAAGGAGGCAAUCAAGGACCGGCACCCCUACCACAUCGAGAGCACCAUAGACCUGCAGGGCGGUAUCCAGGAAGCCCUCAAUGGAAAGUGGCUCUUCUACAGUGGCGGCGCUGUGGAUCCGACCUGCCCGAAGUGGGGUGUGAGGUGGCUAGCCCUCACCACGCCCAUCACUGCAAGCCUCACUCAGAUCAACUAUUUGCAGCUGCCGGUCACUGGCAUGGACUCAGUGAGGUUUCCUGGAAUCACCCUGAACAGACAGGAGUAUGCUGAGCAGGUGUACCUGGAUGGGCUUCCAAUGUGGGCUUUGAGCUGGCACAAGACGUGUGAUCCCAAUGCGCACUGGACAUACGAUGACGUUCACUGUUGGGAUGUGAUGUACCCCACCUGCAAGGAAGGAACUCGGCAGUCGCCCAUCAACAUUUUGACAGAUCAAGUCGAGAAGGUGGGAAACAGCGACUUCUUGAGCCGAGUUGACUGGAAGCCUGUGAGCGGCCUGAAGGUCGCGAACAAUGGUCACAGUCUCCAGAUCACCAAUGACAUGUUUGGCUACAUCAGACUCACUGGUGAGGAUGGCUUUCCCGACUUUUACGACAUUGCACAGUUCCAUCUUCACAUGCCUUCAGAGCACUUGAUCGAUGGGCGGCAGUUUUCAGCGGAACUGCAUGUUGUGCACACUCGUCAAGUUGCAGUAGGUCAAGAGAAGAACACAUAUGACUCCUUCCCGCUGGUGGUUCUGGGUUUCAUGUUCGACAUUGGCGAGGAAGAGAGUCCUUUCUUGAAGCAGUUCUAUUUGGGUCAGGAAACGAUUCCCAACAACACUUUCAAGACGACCAAGCAUCCUGUUGAUUUGAUGCGAUCCUUUGGGCCAGCUCUCAACGGAGACUUCUACCGUUAUGACGGCAGCUUCACUACUCCUGAUUGCCACGAACAGAUCAAGUGGUUCGUUUUCGACCACGUCUUCAAAAUGAGCCUGGCACAGUGGGAAACCUUCAAAGUUGAGUUCCCCUUUGCGCACUUCAACCGACCAGUCAACAAGAUCCAAGAGCACCACGUUGUGAAGAAUGACUUCAAGGAAGGCGUUGAAGCGAAGUACGAUUUCUUCCUCGGCCGCAACGUUGGAAGGAACCGCCUCUUGCCAGGUGAGGGCUAUAUCCUGUUCCCGGUUGUUGCUUCACUAGUUGUGAUGGUUUGCAUCAUGCUUGCCGUCUUCGUUCGUGAGGGCCGUAGUAAGCUUGAAAGUGCCGGUGGGCUGACUGAGACAAUUGGCAGAGUGACCUACAACCGAGCUUAAAGCCCUUCCCGUGGUUCACGACGCAUGUCUGGGUGCUAUUGCACCAUCUGAGCAGUUUGGAGUCUUGAC
This is a messenger RNA of Durusdinium trenchii, 2991 nucleotides long. The record is from the annotation of a GenBank genome assembly. NCBI's taxonomy places the organism in Eukaryota, Dinophyceae, Suessiales, Symbiodiniaceae.